This is a messenger RNA of Podarcis raffonei (Aeolian wall lizard), 1497 nucleotides long. It is a transcript of the gene SDF4, whose product is annotated as stromal cell derived factor 4. Gene Ontology annotation, molecular function: calcium ion binding. The record is from RefSeq and is a predicted model, not a curated record. Lineage: Eukaryota; Metazoa; Chordata; Lepidosauria; Squamata; Lacertidae. Bases 212 to 1285 code for a protein of 357 amino acids. The transcript is spliced from 7 exons. Gene Ontology annotation, biological process: calcium-ion regulated exocytosis. Gene Ontology annotation, cellular component: endoplasmic reticulum.
CGGCGAAUGGCGUUUCCUGUUUCCGGCCAGCCUCCCUCCCUCUGGCAGGCGCGCGGCGUGUGUCUGUCUGUCUGUCUGUGAGUGGGAGGCGGAGAGGAAGCCCCAGAGGAGCAAGGCGGGGCUGGGCAUGAGGAGCCUCCGUGGCCUGCGGGGCAGGGUAUUCCAUCGCCAUACCAGUAUUACAAGCUGCUGACGCUCAAGGGGAGGAGCGAUGGUUUCGAAACGGGCCUUCAUCUGCAGCCUGGGCUCCAUCUACCUGUCCCUCCUCUUUGUUUUCCUCCUCAUGGACGUCUAUGCGCGGCCUGCCAACAACUCUGCCUUGAAAGAGAAGGCGGCGGCCGAGAACAACGAUGAGAACGAGAUCUUGCCCCCGGACCACUUGAAUGGGGUCAAGAUGGAGAUGGACGGGCAUCUCAACAAGGAGUUCCACCAGGAGGUCUUCCUUGGGAAGGAGAUGGAGGAGUUUGACGAAGAUUCAGAACCACGCAGGAACAGGAGGAAGCUCAUGGUUAUUUUCUCAAAAGUCGACAUCAACAAGGACAAAAAGAUCAGUGCAAAGGAGAUGCAGCGCUGGAUCAUGGAGAAGACAGAAGAGCACUUCCAGGAGGCUGUGGAAGAGAACAAAAUGCACUUCCGGGCCGUGGACCCCGAUGGCGAUGGUCACGUGUCCUGGGAUGAGUACAAAAUCAAGUUCUUGGCAAGCAAGGGGAUGAACGAGAAGGAGGUGGCUGAAAAAAUCAAAAACAACGAGGAACUCAAAAUAGACGAGGAAACACAGGAAGUCCUUGACAACUUGAAAGACCGCUGGUAUCAAGCCGACAAUCCGCCCACUGACCUUUUGCUGAAUGAGGAAGAAUUCCUGUCCUUCCUUCACCCAGAGCACAGCAGGGGAAUGUUGAAGUUUAUGGUGAAGGAAAUCGUCCGGGACCUGGAUCAGGACGGCGAUAAGAAGCUGACCCUUUCCGAGUUCAUCUCCUUGCCCGUCGGCACCGUGGAGAACCAGCAGGCUCAGGACAUCGAUGACGACUGGGUGAAAGACAGGAAGAAAGAGUUUGAGGAAGUCAUUGAUGCCGACCACGACGGCAUCGUCACUAUGGAAGAGCUGGAGGAAUACAUGGACCCCAUGAACGAAUACAACGCCUUGAACGAAGCGAAGCAGAUGAUUGCUGUGGCCGACGAGAACCAGAACCACCACUUGGAGCAAGAGGAGAUCUUGAAAUACAGCGAGUAUUUCACCGGCAGCAAGCUCAUGGACUACGCACGAAAUGUCCACGAGGAAUUCUGAGGAAUUGACCCGAGAGGGGCUCUCUCUCACACACUCUCUCUUUCGCUCUCUGUCUCGAUGCACCUUCUUGCUUUCCCAAAAAAAACACAAGGUUACCUUUUGCUGCUAUAUCUGUGUUCUGUGUGUAUACAGUGCGGUGUUCUAGACUUACUUUUUUAUUUUUGAACGAAAGCCGUCCACAAAUGAAAAAGAGCUACAGCUCGCUUGCCUUC